Molecule: messenger RNA, 2939 nt
Organism: Porites evermanni
Lineage: Eukaryota; Metazoa; Cnidaria; Anthozoa; Scleractinia; Poritidae
Source: the annotation of a GenBank genome assembly
AUUUCCUGGGGUAUAAGAGGCGCUGGAAAAUCAUUUUUUCCACUCAAGGGGUUCCGGAGAGAGAAUUUACCGCAGGUAAUCUCUUCAAUUCUGUCAAAAGAGAACUCCAGCACAGAAAACCAUCCGUGAUGGCAGUCACAAGAACCUUGCUUGUACUCUUGUUCGCUUUUGUUUUAAUCGUUCACUCUCUAAAGCGAGACUCAGCGUCAGAUUCCACUUCUCUCCUUAAUGAGCUGUUGAAGUCUUCCUUCGCAGGUAAGCUCCCCUCUUUUGUUUAGAAGUUACAUGUACCAAAUUUUAUUAAAAUACAGGAUUACACUCACGAUAUAAUCAAGCUAAAAGGUCAGUUUUUGCGACAACCUUGUCCAAUCGUAAAAAGGACGUACAGCGAACCUAAGGGUUUUUAAUGCGGUAAUAUCAUGUCAUCACUUUUGAAGUAAUGUAAGCACAGUUUUAUUACAUGCGCAAUAAUUGAGAUAUAUUUUAGAGGCACUUCCAAGACAGAAAAAAACUCCGAUUUCUACGAAGGUGGGAAGUAAAUUAUUGGUUCGAAAUAUAUCCUAGACUACGGGCAGAAUCUCGUUUCUCUUAGUCCAUUCUGUAGAAAAAGAGCCUAGACUGCUUGCACUCCAGAAAUACGCGAGAGGCUCGUAAAACCUGGGCUAAAUUUUGGUUUAAUGUCAACACGAGAAUUGCUUUUUUCUUCUUCUUACAAACCAGCUUCAUGAUGAAUUUUUUAAAUUCUACAAUUUUAUAUAGAAAAUUACCAAUUUCAAACAAUCUGGUAAAGUCAAUUAAAUAGUCGGAGGUUAGAACAACGUACCGUGGUUUCGAGAAUCGGGAUUCUACUGUAAAUUUCAUAAAAAAAUAAAUUUCUGAUGGUUUGCUAAUGUUUUAUUUCAGACGCUGAUUUGCAACAAGAAGAUUUUUACGGAAUUCGUAAGUGAUAAAUUACUUUUUAUGAAACGUAUGGUAAGGAGACUGGUCUCGCCCGUGAUAAAUGCAACUUUGACACUUUUUAAGCAAAAUUAGACUUAAUCACAUGUUUUCGAGAUAAACUGAGUAGACUGUGCUUUUAUAUAACUAUAUAACCUUUCUUUGAUUAUAUAAACACUAUGCCAUGGUAUAAAUUAGUUUUAUUCUUUGCUGUAGGCGAAACCCAUUUCUGUACCAUUUACAUAAAACCUUUCAAGCAAAUUUAUCACAACAUGACUCUACCUCCCCUUUUCGCAGCAUGUAAUUCCAAAUUUUUAAGUCUCUGGACGAAAUGGUCUGAACAUUUCAAUGCACAAUACCUCCUCAACAGUUAUUUGACAUUGUGCCAUCAGUUUAGUGUGUCCCUGACUUUUUUAAACUUUGUAGACAAAAUCCUAUGAUGCGACCAUUGAACUGAUAAACUGAACUCGAUCUUUAGCAAUUGUGUCACACCAAUAGAGAGAAGAAGUCGUUACGUCACAUUACCAUGUAGCAAAACUUUUGGAUGACAACAAACCGAAAAUUCACUUAAAAGAGAGUUCGCAGUCUGAUUAAAACUUCAUCGAUCUUAUUCAAUUCCAUUUAAUCCAUCAAAUGUUGGCGACAUUUCUGGGGUUGAAUUCGAAGGGAUCUUACCUAAAUUUAGAAAAAGAAAGAGAAAAUUCUCGUCUCGUGUUCACCUACUCCAUAAAGCAGGCGCGUGAAAUUAGGAAGUUUCAUGUCGCAGUCGUGCAACGACGGCAAAGAAAUGUGCAAAAAAGAGCGAUACACGUGCAAUCUUGUUGUUUUGCAAAUUAACACCGAUUGGUUUUCACUUUCGUGUUACCCUCGUCUUUGUUGUUGCUUACGCUGCUUAUUGUUGUGGUCCAGACAUUUUGCUACCAUAGUAACGUGACGUCACACUCCUCCUCUUUAUAGAUAUUGGAUACUUUAUUUUGCUCCUUUAGCCUUUCUUUCUUUCUUUCUUUUCUCCUUCGAUUUCUUCCUUACCUUCUUCCUUGACCAUUUAUUUCUUUCUUAUUCAUUCUGUCCUUCCUUCCUUUCAUUCUUUCUCUCCAGCUGGUUGCAAGAAUGAAUUUUCCUUUAAGUUUUGUAGAAGAAUGCGCAAAUAUUGUGGUCACGGAGGCAAAAAUGGUCGCUAUAUGAGAAGCAAGUGCAGAUUUAGCUGUGGCUGUGUAUAAAAACAGGUAAGUUUAUAGAAGAGAUCCGUUUGUUUAACUCCAAAUAAUUAAGCCCAUUCGACACGAAUCAGGACACAGUAUGGCUGGUAUCAGGAGCCGAUUACUCCUGCUGGUAUUUUUUACUGAAAUAGCAAAAUGUAAUUUGUUUUAGCAUAGUUAACGUAUUUAUUCUAAUAAGCGCGGCUCAACCUCGAAUUAGCGCCCAUCCUAUAACAAGGAAGAAACAAUUAAUAAGCACCCAGCCUCGAAUAAGCACCCACCCCCACCACACCUCCCUCCCAUUCCCUCUCAAACUCAAAUAGGCGCCCACCGCCUUCUCCCCUCCCCCCCCCUAAAAAAAAAAACAACAGAAUUGAACAAGUACUUAUAAGAAACUUCCCCGAAGACGGAGUUUUCUUCAGAGUGUUUUACAGAAACUUGCUUUGUCACGUCUUCGCGUUUUGUUAUUACAAUUUAAUGUUUUUUUGCAAAAUAUACAUACUAGGCUGCUGAAAAUGGUGAACAUUUAAUAAGCACCCAACCUCGAAUAAACGCCGACAACAAAAUUUAGUUUGGAAGUUUUUACAGGUAAAGCUUUAUCUAUCCACCAUUAGUAGUUGUUAUUUAUUUCAGUUUCAAAAUCAUUUGUUGAUGUUGUUGUUUUUUGUUUUAUAGACUGCUGUUUACAGAAGCUUAGAGGAGCUCAGUUGACUUUUACGGACAAGAAAAACAGAAAUUGUGCACUUCAAAUUGCUGUAACAAAUUUCUUGCAUACACUGGUGUAUGAAUAAACAAAAUGAACGA